AGAGCCCUCUACAGGGACGUCAUGCAGGAGAAUUACGAGACAGUGACCUCGCUGGGAUUCCCCCUUCCCAAACCUGACCUGAUCGCCCGACUGGAACGAGGGGAAGAGCCGUGGGUGCCCGAUCUCCAGGCCGGUGAGGAAAGAGAGAUCCCGAGAGUCACCCACACAGCAGGUGAUGAGAGAGUGAGUGAAAACGAGGAGGGGAAUCAACAGCAGGAGAUUCCUGGGUACAGGGAAUCACAGGGCACCUUUGUGGGAAGACCCCAUAAGUGCUUAAACUGUGGAAAAAGUUUCAUAUGGAGGUCACAACUUGUUUUACAUCAUCGAAUCCACACAGGAGAGAGACCCCACAAGUGCUUAGACUGUGGGAAAAGUUUCAUACGGAGGUCAAACCUUCUUAUACAUCAGGCAAUCCACACAGGAGAGAGACCCCAUAAGUGCUUAGACUGUGGAAAAAGUUUCAUACGGAGGUCACAACUUGUUUUACAUCAGGCAAUCCACACAGGAGAGAGACCCCAUAAGUGCUUAAUCUGUGGGAAACGUUUCAUAUGGAAGAUAGACCAUGUUAAACAUCAAGCAAUCCACACUGGAGAGAGACCCCACAAGUGCUUACUCUGUGGGAAAAGUUUCAUACUUAGAUCAUACCUAGUUUUACAUCAUCGAAUCCACACAGGAGAGAGACCCCAUAAGUGCUUAGACUGUGGAAAAAGUUUCAUACGGAGAUCAAUGCUACUUCAUCAUCGGGCAAUCCACACUGGAGAGAGACCUCAUAAGUGCUUAGACUGUGGAAAAAGUUUCAUAUGGAGGUCAACCCUACUUAAUCAUCAGGCAAUCCACACGGGAGAGAGACCUCAUAAGUGCUUAGACUGUGGAAAAAGUUUCAUACGGAGGUCACACCUUGUUAGACAUCAGGCAAUCCACACAGGAGAGAGACCCCAUAAGUGCUUAGACUGUGGAAAAAGUUUUAUACGGAGGUCACACCUUGUUAGACAUCAGGCAAUCCACACAGGAGAGAGACCCCAUAAGUGCUUAGACUGUGGAAAAAGUUUUAUACAGAGGUCACACCUUGUUAGACAUCAGGCAAUCCACACAGGAGAGAGACCCCAUAAGUGCUUAAUCUGUGGGAAACGUUUCAUAUGGAAGUUAGACCAUGUUAAACAUCAAGCAAUCCACACUGGAGAGAGACCCCACAAGUGCUUACUCUGUGGGAAAAGCUUCAUACUUAGAUCAUACCUUGUUUUGCAUCAUCGAGUCCACACAGGAGAGAGACCCCAUAAGUGCUUAGACUGUGGGAAAAGUUUCGUACAGAGGUCAACGCUGCUUAGUCAUCAGGCAAUCCACACAGGAGAGAGACCCCAUAAGUGUUUAGACUGUGGAAAAAGUUUUAUACGGAGGUCACACCUUGUUAGACAUCAGGCAAUCCACACAGGAGAGAGACCCCAUAAGUGCUUGGACUGUGGGAAAAGCUUCAUAUGGAGGUCAGAUCUUGUUAAACAUCAAGCAGUCCACACUGGAGAGAGACCUCAUAAGUGCUUAGAUUGUGGAAAAAGUUUUAUACAGCGAUCAACCCUACGUGAUCAUCAGGCAAUCCACACUGGAGAGAGACCCCAUAAAUGCUUAAUCUGUGGAAAAAGUUUCAUACGGAGGUCAGAUCUUGUUAAACAUCAAGCAGUCCACACUCGAGAGAGACCUCAUAAAUGCUUAGAUUGUGGAAAAAGUUUCAUACAGAGUUCAGACCUUGCAAAACAUCAGAUAAUCCACACAGGAAAGAAAUCCCAUAAAUGUUUGGACUGUGGGAAAAGUUUUACACAAAGAUCAAAUCUUAUGGCACAUCAGGCAAUCCACACAGGAGAGAGUCCCCACAAAUGCUUAGACUGUGGGAAAAGUUUCAUACGGAGGUUCCACCUUGUUAAACAUCAGGCAAUCCACACUGGAGAGAGACCCCAUGAGUGCUUAGACUGUGGAAAAAGUUUCAUACGGAGGUCCCACCUUGUUAAACAUCAGGCAAUCCACACUGGGGAGAAAGCCCAUAAGUGCUUAAUCUGUGGAAAAAGUUUCAUACGGAGGUCCCACCUUGUUAGACAUCAGGCAAUCCACACAGGAGAGAGACCCCAUAAGUGCUUAGACUGUGGGAAAAGUUUUAUCCAGAGGUCCCACCUUGUUAAACAUCAAGCAAUCCAUACAAGAGGGAGACCAUAAGACUCUUGGAAAGGUUUCAGAAACAGAUUAGCCCUUCUAAAGAUCAGGCAAUCCACACACGCGAGAGAACCCCGUAAGUGCUUAGACUAUGGAAGAAUGUUUCAAAUAGAUGUCAUCCCUUGUUUUACAUCAGAGAAUCCACACAGAGGAGUGACCCCAUAACUGCUUAGCCUGUGAAAGACCUUUUAAAUGGAGGUCAGAACUUGUUUCAAAUUAGGCAAUUCACACAGGAGAGAGACCCUAUAAGUGUUUGGACCAUGUGAAAAGUUUCACACAAAGAUCGAAUCUUAUAACACUCAGAGGAUCCACACAGGAGAGAGACCGCAUCAGUGCUCAGACUGGAAAAAGUUUCCUACAUAGGUCAGACCUCGUUAAACAUCAGCUAAUCCACAGAGGAGAGAGAUCCCAUAAGUGCUUAGGCUGUGGGUAAAGUUUUAUAAGGAGCUCAGCCCAUGUUUUAGAUCAGAGAAUCCACACAGGAGACCCCAUAAGCGCUCAGACUAUGGAGAAAGUAUCAUACCGUGGUCAAGGCUCCUUAAUUAUCAGGCAAUCCUCGAAAGAGGGAGACUCCGUAAGUGCUUAGACUGUGGAAAAAGUUUCAUACAGAGGUCAGACCUUGUUAAACAUCAGACAAUCCACACUGAAGAGAGAUCCGAUAAGUGCUUAGACCAGGGGUGGGCAAACUUUUUGGCCCGAGGACCACAUCGGGGUUGAAAACUUGUAUGGAGGGCCGGGUCAGGGAAGGCUGUGCCUCCCCAAACAGCCUGGACCCGCCUCCAUCUGACCCCCUCCCACUUCCUGCCUUCUGACUGCCCCCCUCAGUAUCCCUGAUCCAUCCAACCCCUCCUGCUCCUUGUCCCCUGACCGCCCCCUCCAGAGACCCCCCACCCACCCCUAACCACCCCCCAGGACCUCAUCUGAAGGAUUCAUGCAGGGUUCAUGCACUUGGCAACAUUUAGGGCACACCCUGAGUGUUGUGUAGGAGCAGUGCACACACGGCUCCUCUCAAGGGCAUGAACCUUGGAAACUCGCCCAAAGGACAUGGACCGUGGGAAGCCUCCCAGGACUGGGCUCAAGGCCCGAGAGCAAGGAAUGCGGUAGAUAGAAAUUGGUAAAUAAGAAUCUUAAACAAAGCCAGUGUAUUCCUUUUAUCUGUUGGAGUGUGUAAUGCGCAGGAGGAGGGGGAGAAUAAAAGAGAGGGUGGAAAGCUGACAAGGCAGACCAGCCCGUCGGCAGACCAGCCCGCUUGCUUGCUUAAAGCUUUGUCUGUCUUGUAUUUGGACCGCAACACUCAUCCCCUAUCUAAACCACCUGACUGCCCCCUCCAGGGGCCCCUGCCCCAAACCACCCCCCCAAGACCCCACCCCCUUCCCAAUCCCCCG
This is a messenger RNA of Chelonia mydas (Green sea turtle), 3581 nucleotides long. Its product is annotated as zinc finger protein 585B. Bases 22 to 2199 code for a protein of 725 amino acids. The record is from RefSeq and is a predicted model, not a curated record. Gene Ontology annotation, cellular component: nucleus. Gene Ontology annotation, biological process: regulation of transcription by RNA polymerase II. NCBI's taxonomy places the organism in Eukaryota, Metazoa, Chordata, Testudines, Cheloniidae. The transcript has 3 exons. Gene Ontology annotation, molecular function: DNA-binding transcription factor activity, RNA polymerase II-specific; RNA polymerase II cis-regulatory region sequence-specific DNA binding.